This is a messenger RNA of Oryza brachyantha (malo sina), 3555 nucleotides long. RefSeq lists its product as uncharacterized. The transcript is spliced from 9 exons. Gene Ontology annotation, biological process: transmembrane transport. Gene Ontology annotation, cellular component: membrane. The coding region runs from base 69 to 3302 and encodes 1077 amino acids. NCBI's taxonomy places the organism in Eukaryota, Viridiplantae, Streptophyta, Magnoliopsida, Poales, Poaceae. The record is from RefSeq and is a predicted model, not a curated record. Gene Ontology annotation, molecular function: transmembrane transporter activity.
UUAAACACGGCACCAGAUCAUUAACCCAAGUUGGCGGUUGGCCAUCGUCAUCGACGGGAGGAGGAGGAAUGGAAUCCCGCGAGCGAUACGCCAUCGGCGGCCUGCCUCAGGCUCAGGCUGAGCCGUCCACCGGCCUCAAGCCCGCCGGCGGCCGCGGCGGGUGGCCGGCGGCGCUCUUCCUCAUCGCGGUCGGGUUCUUGGAGCGCACCGGGUUGUACGGCGUGCAGGGCAACCUGAUCAUGUACUUCACCGGCCCGCUGGGCAUGUCGACGGCGGCGGCGGCCGCCGGCGUGAACGCGUGGGCAGGGACGGCGUAUGUGAUGCCGCUGCUCGGCGCGAUGGCCGCCGACUCGUGGAUCGGCCGGUACCGGGCGGUCGUGACCGCCGGCGUUCUGUAUCUCCUGGGCCUUGGGAUGCUGACAGUCUCAUCCAUGCUACCACCCGUCCACGAUCAGCCGGCGCCCUGCCAAGACGAUGCAGCCGUCGUGUGCUCGUCGCCGGCGGCACCCGCCGGCCGCGUGGCAUUCUUCUAUGUCGGCCUGUACCUGCUGGCGCUAGCGCAGGGCUUCCACGGGCCGUGCGCGGAGGCCAUCGGCGCCGACCAGUUCCCGGAGAGCAGCUCAGCGCGCGUCGCGUCCCGGAGCUCCUUCUUCAACUGGUUCCACUUCUCCAUGGCGUGGGGCUACGCCGUCUCGUCCGCCGGGAUGAGCUACGUGCAGGACAACGUCGGCUGGCCCGUCGGGUUCGGCGCCUGCUGGGCCGUGAUGCUCGUGUCCCUGUCCGUCUUCUUGCUCGGCACGGGGACCUACCGCCCGGAGGAGCCGCGACGCGGCGCCAGGACGUUCGCCGAGACGGCGAAGGGGUGGACAGCCGUUGUGUUGCGCCGCGGGGACGCCAUGGACGACACGACAAGCUUACUCACGCCGUCGCCGAGUGGCCGUGGUGCUGACAAGGGGAUUGUAGCUAAGCUGCUUCCGAUAUGGAUGACCAGUGUGGUGUACGCGGUCAUCAUAGCUCAGAUGACCACCUUUUUCACGAAGCAGGGAAGCACCAUGGACCGACGCAUCGACAUCGGCACGGGCGGCGCAGGCUUCGGCUUCGUCGUGCCGGCGGCGGCGCUGCAGUGCUUCGUCAGCGUCGCCGUCAUGGCCACCAUCCCGGUCUACGACCGCGCGCUCGUGCCGCUCGCGAGGCGCGUCACCGGGCAGCCCUCGGGGAUCACGACGCUGCAGCGCGUCGGCGCCGGCAUGGCGACGGCGUGCCUCGCCAUGGCCGUCGCGGCGCCGGUCGAGGCCGCGCGGCUCCGCGCCGCCAGGGACGCCGGCCUGGUCGACAGGCCGGGAGCCCCGGUGCCCAUGAGCGUGUGGUGGCUGGUGCCGCAGUACGCCCUGGUCGGCGUCGCCAACAUGCUCGCCCUCGUGGGCCUCGAGGAGCUCUUCUACGACCAGGUCCCCGGCGAGCUCCGCAGCGUGGGGCUGGCGGCGUGCACGAGCAUCAUGGGCGCGGGGAGCUACGUGAGCAGCGUGCUCGUGUCGGCGAUCGACUGGGCAACGAGGAGCAGGGGGGAGAGCUGGUUCUCCGACAACCUCAACCGUGCCCACAUCGACUACUUCUACUGCUUCUUGGUCGGGAUUAGUGCUUUAGAGGUGCUGGUGUUCCUGUAUUUUGCAAACGGUUAUGUCUACACCAAGAAUUGCGGUCCAGCCUUAUGUCUCCACCAAGAGCAUCCCCAAUACCGUAAAGGCGGCCGGCGCGGCGGCUGGCGCGCCGCGCGCUUCCUCAUCGCCGUCGGGUUCCUGGAGCGCGUCGGGUUCAACGGCGUGCAGGGCAACCUGGUCAUGUACCUGGCCGGUCCGAUGGGCAUGUCCACGGCGGCCGCCGCCGCCGGCGCGAACGCGUGGGCCGGGACCGUGCUGGUGCUGACGCUCGUCGGCGCGCUCGCCGCCGACUCGCGGCUCGGGCGGUACCGGGCCAUCUUGGCCGCCGCCGUGCUCCACCUGCUGAGCUUGGGAACGCUGACUAUCUCAUCGCUGACGCAAGCAACCGACCCUCACCCGGUGAGCUUUCAUGACGCCACCACCGCCUGCUCGUCGCCGCCGCCGCCGUCUCCUGCCCGCCUCGUCUUCUUCAACGCCGCGCUUUACCUGCUAGCGCUAGCGCAGGGCUUCCACAACCCGUGCUCCCUAGCCUUCGGCGCCGACCAGUUCGCGCCGAGCGACCCCAGCGCGCGCGCCUCCCGGAGCUCCUACUUCAACUGGUACCACUUCUUCAAUUCCUGCGGCUACGCCCUCUCCAACACCGUGCUCAGCUACGUCGAGGACAGCGUUAGCUGGACCGUUGGGUUCGCCGCGUGCUUGGCCAUGACGGCGGUGUACCUCCCCGUCUUCUUGCUCGGCACGCCGGCGUACCGCGCCGAGCAACCCGUCGACGGCGGCCUGCUUGCACAGCUCGCCGACAAGUACCGUGCGUGGACGGCGAGGGUGUUUCCCCGGAAGGAGGCCAUUUGCACAGAACGGCUUCUGGCGAAAGAAGAGGUAGAGGUAGAAGAUGGCAAUGGAUUCGUCGUCAAGCUGCUUCCGAUCUGGGUGACCAGCAUAGUGUUCGCCACCGUCGUCUCGCAGCAGAGUACUCUGUUCACAAAGCAGGGCAGCACAAUGGACCGGCGCAUCGGUGCGCGCGGUGGCGGGGGCUUCGUCGUGCCGCCGGCUGCUCUGCAGUUGGCCGUCAGCGUCACCAUGCUCACCUUGCUGCCGAUCUACGACCGCGCCCUCGUGCCGCUCGCGAGGCGCUUCACGGGGCACCCCGCGGGCAUCACCACGCUCCAGCGCAUCGGCGCCGGCAUGGCCGUAUCCUGCCUCGCCAUGGUCGCGUCGGCGCUCGCCGAGGCCAAGCGGCUCCGCGCCGCGCGCGACGCCGGGCUGCUCGACCGGCCGGACGCCACGGUGCCGAUGAGCCUCCUGUGGCUGGUGCCGCAGUACGUCCUCGUCGGCCUGGCCAGGGCGUUCGGCGACAUCGGCCUCGACGAGUUCUUCUACGACCAGGUGCCCGGCGGCCUGCGCAGCGUCGGGCUCGCCAUGUCCCUCAGCGUGCGGGGCGUCGGGAGCUACGCCAGCGGCGUACUCGUGUCGGGCAUCGACUGGGCGACGACGAGGGGUGGAGGCGAGAGCUGGUUCUCCGACAACCUCAACCGCGCGCACCUCGACUACUUCUACGGGAUCCUCGCCGCGGUCGCCGCUCUUGAGGUCGCCGUGUUCUUGUACGUUGCCAAGCGGUAUGUCUACAGGUACAAAGGCGAGCCAUGAUUCUUCUCAAUUUUGUAAAUCUUAAAAAUGGUUGAAAUGAAGACGUAUAGUAUUACGAUGAUGCAAAAUAUAAAUAGUACAUUGCAUAUGUGUGAAGAUGUAUAAUAUAGGAGUAGCCUGUAGAUUGAAUAUUGUGGCACCUUUUAAACCUCUGUUUAUACAUUUGGACCUAUUAUUGUCUACCUGGAACCAAACUAGUGGAUUGUCCUACACAACUUUGUAUAUGUGGAAUUGGAUUUGGUACACAAAUCGU